GUCAAUUGAUAAUACCAAAUGAGAUACGAGCACUCUCGGAACAUCAUCAGUCUGUUGCGUACAGCUGAGUGCUAGUGUAAUACAUUCGUUAAGCUACAGUGAUGCAAAUAUGACCUUGUACCAUUCGCUUAGCACCAUUCUGCUGCUUAUCGCGAUCCCACAAGGUCUCGAUGGGACACCCACGUUCAAGGCUCACAUUCUCAAGCAUGUUACGAGUAAAACAAGCUCAAGUGAUCAACAAAUCGCGGCGACGGAAGUGAUCAACCGAAUUCUUCCUCAGCAGGCACAGUACUUCAAGGUUGGCAUCGACAGUCGUAUGAAGCUCAAUUCGUUCAGGAUAGAAAAAUCUGACGAAACGGAAGGAAAAGUUUACAUUACUGCUUCUAGUGGUGUUGCUGCAACCAAAGGUUUUUACUAUUAUCUGAAAUAUUUUUGUGGUUGUCAUGUUUCAUGGGAUGGUGAUCAACUGAAUCUACCGGAAAUUUUACCAUCAAUCAAUGAGACGAUUGAGGCGCCGAGCAGUAUAAUUUAUUACCAGAACGUAUGUACCUGGUCGUAUUCGUUCACCUGGUGGACUUGGUCCGAAUGGCGUCGGCACAUCGACUGGAUGGCCUUGCAGGGAAUAACGCUCAGUCUAGCACCCUUCCAGGAGGAUCUCUGGACAGAGCUGUACAGCGAAUACAACAUCACUCAACACGAUAUAGACAACCAUCUCGGAGGCCCAGGGUUUUUUGCCUGGCAGAGAAUGGGUAACAUUCGCGGCUGGGGAGGUCCUUUAACAGCAAAAUUUAAACGUUUCUCUUCCAUGCUGCAGCUGAAAAUCGUUCAGCAAAUGCGUCGACUAGGCAUGACAGUGGCACUUCCUGCGUUCGCAGGUCACUUACCAGUUCAGUUCAAGCAGUUUUUCCCGCAGUCAAGAAUAUCAUUCGUUGCCGAUUGGAAUGGAUUCCCAGCACAGUAUGCCAGUCCGGUGUUUUUGGAUCCAGUAGAUCCGCUGUUUAAGGAGAUUGGUGCUAAAUUUAUGAAAAAGGCAAUCGCACGAUACGGAACCGAUCACAUAUAUUUCAGUGAUCCGUUUAACGAAAAUCAACCGCGAUCCGCAAGUGCAAGAUAUUUAUCCGAAGCGGCAGCCGGAAUUUUCAAAACGAUGACAACAGCUGAUCCACUUGCUGUUUGGUUACUUCAAGGAUGGAUGCUUGUAAAAAACCCGUUUUGGUCCGAUCGUGCUAUUAGAUCCUUUUUAACUGCAGUACCGAAAGGUCGAAUGCUGGUACUAGAUUUACAAUCCGAACAGUUUCCUCAAUACCAAAGGACACAGUCAUAUCACGGACAGCCUUUUAUCUGGUGCAUGUUAAGUAACUUUGGAGGAACACUUGGAAUGCUGGGUUCGGUCGAUAUUGUAUUUCAAAGAAUUCAAGAGACAAGAAAUGACGAAAACUUCACAAUGUUAGGAACGGGAAUAACACCGGAAGGUAUUAAUCAAAACUAUGGACUGUACGAGUUUGCACUGGAGAUGGGAUGGCUAAGGAACAUUAGCAGCACGGACGAUUGGUUCAGAACUUAUGCCAGAGUACGAUAUGAGAGUGAAGAUGAACAACUCCAAAAUUCGUGGAGUAUAUUCAAAUCAACGGUUUAUAACUUCAAGGGUUUGGAGCUGAUGCGAGGAAAAUAUACCUUCAAUCGACGACCAAGCCUGAAACUCAGCCCAUGGGUAUGGUACAACGAGACCCUUUUCAACGAAGGAGUCAAUCUAUUGCUUCAUGCAAACGCAUCCAACGCAUUGUUCAAAAGAGACGUUGUCGACCUCACGCGCCAAUUCCUACAAAACACCGUCGAUCGGCUUUACCUCAACAUAAAGGGGUCGUACCAAACAAGAAACAUAACGUCGUUGCGACUGUACAGUAACAUGUUCAGUGAGCUUCUUCAAAACAUUGACAGCCUUCUCCUAACCGAUCGGCACUUUCUACUAGGCAAUUGGCUGGAGUCAGCCAAAGCUCUGGGGCAAACCAGUCUGGAAAGACAAAAAUACGAGAUCAAUGCACGAAACCAAAUUACUUUGUGGGGACCACAAGGGCAAAUCAUCGAUUAUGCUAAUAAGCAAUGGGCUGGAAUGGUACGUGAUUUUUUCCGGCCUCGCUGGAGUUUGUUUCUUGGCGAGCUUCAAUCGGCGCUGGAAACCAACGGCACUAUUAAUGAUACCAAAACGAGGGAUAAAAUCUUUCGGUUAAUUGAGCUCCCGUUCUCAACAGAUAAUAAGAUAUAUCCAACUGAAUCACAAGGAAAUGCACUAGAAGUCGCUCGAGAGCUGUUUCUCGUUUGGAGCCAACGAGGAACAAUGUUGAAAAAGCUUCCCACCGAAUCACCCGUUACUAAAAAAAACUAAAAAAAUUAGAAGUUGAAAUGAAAGAUCAAAAUGAUGUUUCUGUAACACAGUAUACUAAUUUUACACACAGUCAACCAUGUUCCAAUUCGACAAUAAAUAGGCAGUUUUUCGAAC
This is a messenger RNA of Wyeomyia smithii (pitcher-plant mosquito), 2497 nucleotides long. RefSeq names its product alpha-N-acetylglucosaminidase (gene Naglu). The coding region runs from base 110 to 2383 and encodes 757 amino acids. The transcript is spliced from 4 exons. The record is from RefSeq and is a predicted model, not a curated record. NCBI's taxonomy places the organism in Eukaryota, Metazoa, Arthropoda, Insecta, Diptera, Culicidae.